This is a messenger RNA of Penaeus indicus, 3164 nucleotides long. RefSeq lists its product as uncharacterized. NCBI's taxonomy places the organism in Eukaryota, Metazoa, Arthropoda, Malacostraca, Decapoda, Penaeidae. The record is from RefSeq and is a predicted model, not a curated record. The transcript is spliced from 7 exons. The annotation marks the transcript as partial.
UGUAAACAACGCAAUGGAGGCGGACGAGGACUUGGCUCAUCACAUCCGCAAAUUAAAGGCGUCAGACGACCUCUUUAAGGAUAUUAAGUUCUACGCGACGGGAAAGAUUCCAGAUGAGGUUUUAAAGCUGUUGACAGAUGGAGGGGCCAAGCAAGAUGCACACAUCACAGAUUUCAUGACCCAUCUUAUCACAGGAGAAGAUCCCAACGAGAAUGAUGUUGGAGUUGUAAAAGAUAUAUACGAGAAACCUGUUGUUACACAGCGAUGGGUCAUACUUUCAGUCAAGUGUGGGAAGCAACUGCCGGUAGAAGGCUUCAACCCUGAGAACAAUCAAUUGUUUUCUGGUGUGAUUGCUAGUAUUUCAAAACUAGGAAAAGAAGAUUCUCUUGCAAUUUGGGCUAUGAUAACAUUUUCAGGAGGUCAAUUGAAACUUCACUUCGACAACUCAUGCACUCAUCUUAUUAUUGGAAAACCAGAGGGGGCAAAGUAUACAACAGCACUUGAAUAUGAAGACAAUCUCAGCAUUGUGACUCCUGACUGGGUCACUGAGUCAAUAGCAGAAGGGGAAAGAUUAGACGAGACAGAAUACCACCCAAGACUGCUAAGACUACCCAAAUCAGAUUUAAUGCAUGCACCAGAGCCCAGUAUAGUGAGAGAGCGAAAGAAGAAGGACACGUCUCAUCAACAGAAAAAUGAGGAGUUGAAGAAGAAGGAAGAACCAAAGAAAAAGGAGGUUGAAAAGAAGUCACUCUUUGAUACUUUGCAAUUUAGUGAUGAUGAGGAAGAGAGUACCAAAGGUAACUCUCUACUUGAUCAACUGAAGACUCCCCAGUCUUGGAAACAGCCAAGUACCAAGCCAACAGUAACAACAAGAGCUUCAGCUAGUACUACUUUUGGCUCUCCAGUAGCUCAUGACAAGCCUAGAGCUCCUUUGACAGCACCAAUCUCCAUAACAAAUCCACCACAGAUGGUAACAACUCGGUCAGUCACCCCUCAGCCCAGCCCAGCACCCAAGGCCAUUGCUCAGACCACAGCUGCAGGUUUGCGACAGGUAGCAACUCCACCAACUGCAGAACUGGCUGACCAGUCAGAAUCUGAUGCAAGUCCAUCGAGACCAAUUUCAGCUCAAGGACUACGUGCUGGACUUCAACAGACUACAGCAUCUUUAGGUCCUACCAUGAGCAUGGGACCAGCACAGGCCCCCAAUACACGGUCCUCUGCACAGUUAGAGGCACCAUCUCCUGCAAACACUGUAGCUCAGACAGCCCAAGGCAAUGUUGCUCGUGCAACUCCUCCAAUACCUUCACGUGUAACCCCACCAAAUACAUCUCGUGCUACUCCUCCUAACACUGCCCGUGCUACACCACCUAACAAUGCUCUUAGAGUUACACCACCUAAUGCCUCUCGUGCAACCCCACCUAGUACCUCAAGAGCUACUCCACCAAACAAUUCAAGAGAAACUCCUCCAGCACGCACCACCCCAACACCUCCUAUGUCUUCUCGUGCAACUCCACCUUCCACCACCCAUACACCAUCACCAGUUACCUCUCGUGCAACACCACCAGCCACAGCUAGAGCAACAACUCCUGUGAUUUCAAGAGGGAAUCCUCCCGUGGUUGGGCCUGCUGGGCCCAGAGUUCCUGCAAUGCCACUAACAGUGACUAACCCAGGUGUUCGAGCUCCAGGAGCAGUGUCACAAGUGGCUCCAGGGGAAAUUCCAAUACCUAACAUGCCACAACAGGUUCAUACAGUUGCUAUCCCAGGGGCAGUUGUUAGACUUCCACAAGGAGUUACCCCACGCAAGUUACAGAUGAUGACUCCAACAGAACGGCAGUCCUUCCUGCAAAACCUCCAUCAAAAACAAUUACAGGAACAGCAGUCUAGGGGAAAACCUCGUGCUGGAAAGCCUCAGUAUAAACAGGGUGUAAGGUAUGCUGCAACUGGUAUCCAUACACAAGGUACCCCAGCAACACCUGGCACACAAGUUUCCUCAUGGCCUGGCACAGGUCAGGGAACACCAGUUGUAAGACCAGCAAUGGCUGGCAGUGGCCCAGGAACUAUAGCUGUUUCUUAUCAAUCUGGGCAGGUGCAAGGGCAGACUCCUGGAGCUCCUCAGGUUGUUACAGCAGUUACCCCAGGUGAAGGUGUGCGACCAGGAUGGCCUGGACCAGGACAACAGCAAUACCCAGGAGGUCAGCCACAACCAGGUACAAGGGUUGUUGUAGGUCAAACAAGUUGGCAACAGCAGCAGCAACAAACAGGUAUUCGUGCUCAGGCUCCAGCUACUCCAGGACAACAGCCAACUUCUCAGACAUUGUUGCCACAACAUGUACAACAAUUACAACUGCAGAUUCAGCAGUUAUGCCAGCAGUUCCCUCAUCUUACUCAGCAAGAUGCUUCACAGUUAAUCCCUCGCAUUCCAGCUCAUUACCGCCAGAUUCAGCAGUUAGAUAAUGCUCAGCGAAGUGAGUAUUUAGCACAGCUAGAACCCAAAGAGAAGCAAGUUGUUACUUAUUUCUUUCUAAGAAAGCAGCAGCAGCAGUUAUUCCAACGCCAUCAACUGCUACAGCAGCAGCAGCAACAACAACAGCAGCAGCAACAACAGCAACAGCAGCAACAACAACAACAACAGCAGCAGCAACAGAAAGUAGGUACUCCUCAGCAGUCUCCUCAUAACUGGCAACAACAACCACAGCAGCCAGGGCAGCAGCCUGCCCCACAAGCAGCUGUUCAGGGUGGUCAGUAUCCACCCAUGUCACCCCAUGGAAGGCCAAUACCAGGACGUCCAAUGCCUCAAGGUUAUCCAGGAUGUCAACCUGGUGGUGUAGUAUCACCAGGUCAAGGGUCUCCUCAUAUGGUACCUGGAGGCCAGCUGACUCCACAACAACAACUUACGCCACAUGUUUCACCACUGGCAUCUCCUCAUGGACAUUCACCUAUUCAUAGGGGAGAUGGAACUCUUAUGGGUCAUCCAGGAGCUAUUCAGGGAUCCCCAGUGCCACAGAACCUUGUGAAUCAACAGAACUUGGUUAAUCCAAAGACAAAGACUGCUUUGGCUAUUCAUCUAACUAACAGAGGAGUGAUAUCACAAGGCCCACAGGGGCCCAUUGAGGUUCCACCACAUGUAGUACAGAAGCCUGGCAUACCACAAGAAGCUGUUCAAG